CUAUAAAAACGACUGGAAACCAAACACCUCCUAGCUUCACGAAUCACGAAGAUGCCUGCUUUUCACUUUACACUUGGACCCCUAACCAUACACACACUGCUCCAACUCGGUCUUCUUCUUCUUCUUCUUCUCCGCUCACAUUUAUGCAGUUUUCUACUCAGUUCCUUCGUAAAGCAGACGCUGUUUCCAUAUGACAGAGAAGAGACAAGGAAAAUUCCAAAAAUUGGCAAUGCACGUUUGAUUUCCGUGAAAAUAUUAUGAUGAUUGAGAGAGAAUCCUCUGAUGAAGAAGAGGAUCACGAGAAUCUGAUCGCGCAAAGCGAACGCCGAAACCGCCAUUCGGAAUCUCCGCAGCGCACCACAUUCCAAAUUGACGAAACUGCUAACACUCGCCGCUUCAAUUUCAGCUUCAAAAAGAGGUAUUUCCUAGCGAUUAUUCUCCCAGUGCUUAUCCUCAUCCUUUACUUCACCACAGACAUUAAAAACCUCUUCAAAACCAGCGUUACAAACGUUAAUUACGAUGCCUCCAUCAAUCGCAUGCGCGAGUCCGAACUGCGGGCUCUGUAUCUGCUUAGACAGCAACAAUUAGGGCUCUUCAAGAUAUGGAACCACACAUUGCUUGAUAAUUCUUUGAAUGCUAUUUCUAAUAAGCCUAUUGCCAAUAAUAGUAAUUUAGAGAAACUGAAAUCGGAUUUGCUCAGUCAGAUUUCAUUAAAUAACCAAAUUCAACAAGCUCUUUUGUCGUCUCAUCAAUUAGGGAACUCGUUAAGUGCAUCGGAUAAUGCUACAGAUCCUAAUCUCCAGGGUUAUGGUGAUUUACAUAGGUGUAGGAAGGUGGAUUAUAGAUUGUCUGAUAGGAGAACUAUUGAGUGGAAGCCAAUGCCUGAUAAGUAUUUGUUUGCAAUUUGUGUGUCGGGGCAGAUGUCAAAUCAUCUAAUUUGUUUGGAAAAGCAUAUGUUUUUUGCAGCUCUGCUUAACCGCAUUUUGAUCAUUCCUAGCUCUAAAGUAGACUAUGAAUUUCAUAGAGUGUUAGAUAUUGAUCAUAUCGAUAAAUGCUUGGGUAGAAAAGUGGUUGUAACGUUUGAGGAAUUCGCAAAAGGACGAAAGGGUCAUAUGCACAUAGAUAAAUUCAUUUGCUAUUUCUCUCAGCCACAGCCUUGUUUUAUGGAUGAAGAGUGUGUUAAGAAGUUGAAAUCAUUAGGGGUUUCUAUGAAUAAGCUCGAAGCUGCUUGGAACGAGGAUGUUAAGAAUCCGAAGCCAAGGACUAUCCAAGACAUUAUGACAAAAUUUUCUUCGGAUGAUGAUGUUAUUGCAAUUGGUGAUGUAUUUUUUGCCGAUGUGGAAAAAGAAUGGGUAAUGCAACCUGGUGGCCCCAUUUCACACAAAUGCAAGACACUUGUUGAGCCAACUCGUCUUAUUUUGCUCACUGCCCAGCGUUUCAUCCAAACAUUCUUGGGAGAGUACUUUAUCGCUCUUCAUUUCCGCAGACACGGUUUCUUGAAGUUCUGCAAUGCCAAAAAACCAAGUUGCUUCUAUCCUGUUCCUCAAGCUGCGGAUUGUAUCAACCGUGUGGUUGAGAGGGCCAAUUCAGCAGUAAUUUAUCUCUCCACAGAUGCUGCAGAAAGUGAAACUGGUCUACUUCAGUCACUUGUUGUUGUCAAUGGAAAAACUGUGCCACUUGUUGGAAGGCCUGCUCGAAAUUCAGCUGAGAAAUGGGAUGCUUUAUUGUACAGACAUGGCCUUGAAGGAGAUCGUCAGGUGGAAGCUAUGCUGGACAAGACCAUUUGUGCUUUGUCUGACGUGUUUAUUGGAUCAAUGGGCUCUACUUUCACAGAGGAUAUUUUGCGGCUUCGGAAGGAUUGGGGAUCAGCAUCACUUUGUGAUGAGUAUUUAUGCCAGGGUGAACUUCCGAACUUCAUUGCGGAUGAUGAGUGAACCUGAUAAAGAUUGAGAUUUUCUUAUAGUCGGCUAACACAUUCUGCUACUGAAGCUGGAAUAACCAGAAGGCGUUUCUAACAAGUUACCACGCUUGAGUUGAAUUCCCUACUUAUUUGGAGAAAUGAAAGAAUACGCUAGUUUAGGAGUUAGGACUGAUUUCUGUCAAUGUACAGUACGUUCCAUACUUGGGUUGCGGUCUCAUUGCCGCAGAAGGCAUAUUGAGCCCGAUUCUUUUGAUCUGUAAUCUAGUGUAUUUAUAUUAGCUUAGGGGAUAGUCAUAGCCUUGCUCCUUGUACCUAGUGUUACUUGAUCAUGAUUAGUGGCUUAGCGAUUAGCGUUAUUUGGUUUGCUGCUAACAGCUCACGGAAGAGAAAGUGGGGUAACUCUCCUUUUUCACUUGAUGAACAUAAGCUUAUAACCGCAAGGGAAUUUGCUUCAGGAGUUUGCAUUUUUCCGUGAGGGAAAGCAUGCAUUCAAAUUGACCAUGUAAUUAUAUUAGAGGAGACAGAAUUAGUUCGCCCA
Nicotiana attenuata is the source of this 2459-nucleotide messenger RNA. RefSeq lists its product as uncharacterized. Gene Ontology annotation, biological process: protein O-linked glycosylation via fucose. NCBI's taxonomy places the organism in Eukaryota, Viridiplantae, Streptophyta, Magnoliopsida, Solanales, Solanaceae. The record is from RefSeq and is a predicted model, not a curated record. Gene Ontology annotation, molecular function: peptide-O-fucosyltransferase activity. The transcript has 3 exons. Bases 258 to 1934 code for a protein of 558 amino acids.